UGAGAGACAGACAUUGAACUCAUGUGUAAGAAGGAGAACGGUAGGAAGUUCGAUGCGAAGAAAACAGAAUUAUGCAAUCUCUUGUAUUGUGUCUAGAGACCAGCAGAAGAAGGAGGAGGAAUGAAAAAAAGAUAUAAGACUGGAGCUGAGAAACAGUGCGGUUUUGAAAUUGAAGAGUGGAAAAAGGGGACUAAUUUGCAUCCACAGAAGUAAUAAUAAAUAAAGAGGCAAGGACACUGGAGGUGUGGAAUUUGUUUACUUUAAACUAGUUUCAUAAGCGCUGGCUUUCAGUUAGACUGCAAACCUGACUUGAAUCACAUCCAUCCAUACACACGCAUACAAGUACGGCGUCCGAGUAUUUCACGCCGCAUCAAUUGUGCAACGGCAUUUCACGUUUAAUCUCGAAUAAUUAUAAUACGUUAUCACCUGUACUAGAUAAUAACAAUACGGACGGGUUAUUGUAUAGUUUAUUUCGAGCGGUACAGCCGGACCGUGUGGGUGAUACAAGCAUCCUACUAUUCUUCGAUUCCGUUCAGAGUUACAGCAGUACCAGGCGCCGUAAAGAUGAUGCUGUACGAGGCGGUGCAGUUCCAACGAAGUGAAAACUAUUACAACAAUUACACCAGCAAGAUAAAGGAGACCAAGCCGAAAGUGCAAAGAACUAAGAGUGCCACGAACGUGCAACGCCUGUUGAACCAGCACCAACAGGAGGGUGACCUUUCGAGGCGCGGCAGCUUCGUGAUCGGACAGAAGCUGAGGGAGUCGAAGUGGUUUACUCAUGAAGAGCUGCGUGUCUUUUGCGCCGUCAUCGAGACGGGAUUCAUUGUCCAGAGGAAAGAUGAUCAGGAGGAGAUCGAGUAUGGCAUCGCCGUUUGGGACGUUGGCCAAGAAAAGAGCAAAAACCCAGACCACAUCAACAUAUACUCUCUGUACCCGCACAAAGACAACUUUCGCGUGAAGUCCUUCCUGCUGUUUGAAUUCUGGCCGGAAGGCACAAAGCUCAGGAUUUUCAAUCAAAGCGACAAAACAGAGAAUCCGCACAGCGAGGAUGUGAUCAAGGAUCAGAUUUCCUAUUCCGAACAGUCGAAGCAGAAAUGGCACAGUUCAGAGCAUUUUACCUACUGGUGCCGAUACGGUCCUGUCCAAUUAAACCACCGCGUCAGAAAUAUGACGGACGCUAAGUGGGGGAACUUUGGCAUAAAUGCAGGACUGACGAUGCUGAAGAAACGGCUAAAACGGAUGACCAGCCACAGCACAAAAUAAUUUCCUUUACAAGUUAUACAAUUUUUGUUUGUAUAUUUGAAAUUGUUCUGUUACGAAUGUCAUUUAAUCGUUUUGUGAUUUGUGUGUAAUUACUUUCUUUUUUGCUUGUUUGUGAUAUGAUCUUUUAUUAGUAUUUGAAUAUAAACUUAUUUGGAGAGAGAUGAAAAUGAGGAAAAUAAGUUUGCAAA
Molecule: messenger RNA, 1451 nt
Organism: Nicrophorus vespilloides
Lineage: Eukaryota; Metazoa; Arthropoda; Insecta; Coleoptera; Silphidae
Exons: 3
Coding region: 565-1263 (232 amino acids)
Source: RefSeq, a predicted model, not a curated record